Molecule: messenger RNA, 2186 nt
Organism: Athalia rosae (coleseed sawfly)
Lineage: Eukaryota; Metazoa; Arthropoda; Insecta; Hymenoptera; Athaliidae
Product: sodium- and chloride-dependent glycine transporter 1-like
Exons: 16
Coding region: 185-2017 (610 amino acids)
Biological process (GO): sodium ion transmembrane transport
Cellular component (GO): membrane
Molecular function (GO): glycine transmembrane transporter activity
Source: RefSeq, a predicted model, not a curated record
UGCUCUAGUCUUUCUGCUCUUUUCACUGAUAGUAGCUAACGCGAUUCUCCUCCGGUCUACGAAAUACUCGCGCGCGUUUCUCUAUUCCAUAACUAUUAAUAACUUUAAUAAAUUCGAGAAAUCACGCGAUCGCUAACCUUCCCACCCUUUUAGCAACAAUUUUUUUUCGAUCGACUAUUCAACUAUGAAGAUGAAAGAUGAACCGCGAACCAGAUCCUCCUGGGAGAGAGAAAAUAUACAGGAUGAGGAUGAACCAGAAAGAGGAAACUGGGCGAAUAAAACAGAAUUCAUUUUAUCGUGUGCGGGUUACGCUAUAGGGAUAGGAAAUGUCUGGAGAUUUCCGUACCUCUGUUAUAGAAACGGUGGUGGAGCCUUUCUCGUGCCAUAUUUAUUGAUGCUAUUUCUGUGCGGAAUUCCGUUAUUUUUUUUGGAAUCUUCGCUGGGACAAUUCGGUGGAACUGGAUGCAUAACAAUGUUCAGGACGAGUCCGAUUUUCAAAGGUGCUGGUUUCGCAAUUGUUGUCGUAAAUUUAAUAUGCACGAUGUACUACAACGUGAUUAUAUCUUAUCCGUUGCUGUUUCUCGCAAUGUCGUUCAGGAAAAAAUUACCUUGGGAAGAUUGCGACAAUAGCUGGAACACCUACAAAUGUCUGAAGCUCGGUGCCGAUAUAUUCGGACAUAAAAACGAAUCGGAUCAGAUCGAGCUUAUCGGAAGGACGAAGACGCCGGCGGAUGAAUUUUUUCACAAUCACAUAUUACAAAUAUCUGAAAGUAUAGAAAACAUAGGCGGUAUAGUAUGGCCGUUGUUUACCUGCAAUCUCAUCUCCUGGAUAAUCGUAUUUCUAUGUAUUUGCAACGGGGUCAAGAGCGUGGGAAAGGUCGUCUAUUUCACAGCGACGUUUCCAUUCGUUAUAUUAUUCGUACUCCUUAUAAGGGGUGUCACUUUACCCGGGGCCUACGACGGUAUUCUAUUUUACAUAAUGCCCAAGUGGUCGCAGAUAACCAACCUAAAGGUUUGGGCGGACGCCGCUCUUCAAAUAUUUUUUUCUCUGGGUCCAGGUUGGGGUGGUAUCGUUAAUAUUGCGAGCUACAAUCCCUUCAAGAACAACAAUCGUCUCGACUCGAUUUUGGUACCCAUUUUGAAUUGCGGGACGAGCAUAUUUGCUGGAUUCGUAGUGUUUUCGGUUCUCGGUUUUAUGUCGCAUCAAACCGGACUCCCCGUCUCAACGGUGGCCACCGGAGGCCCCGGACUGGCGUUCGUAACAUAUCCGGAAGCCAUUACGAUGCUGCCUAUCCCUCAGCUGUGGGCAGUCCUAUUUUUCUUCAUGCUUUAUUUACUGGGAAUGGACAGUUGCUUUGUCCAAAUCGAAGCGAUAAUCUCCAGUGUAACUGACGCAUAUCCGAAAUUGAGAAAACACAAGCGUCUCGUUGCGUUGGCCGCACUAUUUAUUCUAUUCCUCGGAUCUCUCAUCUUCGUAACUAACGGUGGAAUGUACAUUUUACAAUUGUUCGAUUGGUACGCGGCCUCGAUAUCCGUAAUACUGAUUUGCCUGGUAGAAACAAUCGUCAUUGGUUGGACUUACGGAUGCGAGAAUUUCGUUCGCGAUAUCGAAUUUAUGAUCGGUGAAAAAAUUCACCCGUGGUGGCCACUCUGUUGGAAAUACGUCACGCCGAUCAUUUUGUCGUUUAUCUUCGUAACUACCAUAAUAUUCAACACACGAAUAACUUACAACGGAAUCGAUUAUCCCGAGUGGGCAAUUGUCGUCGGCUGGGGUUCUUGUUUCGCUAGUAUGAUUUUCAUACCGGGAUACGCCGGUUAUCAUUUUUGCAAAACCAAGGGUGGUUGGAGGGAACGUCUGGAGCAGGGUACUAACCCUACGCCCGAAUGGGGCCCGCAAAAAUUGGAAGACCGAAUCGCCUGGGACGAACACAAACGACGACUGAACAACCCGACAAAAAACAAAAAUUCAUCGUCUUCUACUCCGGCUGCUAACGGGAUCAAAGUGACCAGAGUUUGAGGCUGACGAUUAGUCGAGACUUCUUCGACUCCUCUCCACCGUUUCAACAUGUCCAGCCGAAUUAUUUAGUGUAUACGCGAAAACGCCCGCAGAUGACAUAUUUUCUGAAGUCAUCGCCUGUCGCCUGAAAAUAUUAUUCCACGAAAUUAAAAAUGUUAUGCGAACGUUA